Cyprinus carpio (common carp) is the source of this 2045-nucleotide messenger RNA. RefSeq names its product zinc finger, RAN-binding domain containing 2 (gene zranb2). The record is from RefSeq and is a predicted model, not a curated record. NCBI's taxonomy places the organism in Eukaryota, Metazoa, Chordata, Actinopteri, Cypriniformes, Cyprinidae. Gene Ontology annotation, biological process: RNA processing. Gene Ontology annotation, molecular function: RNA binding; lipopolysaccharide binding.
AGCGAGCCGGGUAGAUAAUGAGACGCACCCCUUGUGUCUUUCCGCGUAGCGCACGUAUUCCUGCAUACGCUCUUUCACACUCUGUAAAGUGUUGGUUUUGCCUUACUUUAAGGUUCAAACGCUAGUAUUGGUUAAAUAAAUACAUAUCAAUACUCAUAAAGUGUUCUUCAUUUCUCUGGUGGAUUUGUGGCGGGGGCAGCUGAGAGGACGAACAUGUCGGGAAAGAGUUUUCGCGUUAGCGACGGAGACUGGAUUUGUCCUGAUAAAAAGUGUGGAAAUGUCAACUUUGCCAGAAGAACGAGUUGUAACAGAUGUGGCAGGGAUAAGACAACUGAAGCAAAGAUGAUGAAAGCAGGGGGAACAGAAAUUGGAAAGACCCUGGCUGAGAAGAGCAGAGGUCUCUUCAGUGCCAAUGAUUGGCAGUGCAAAACGUGUGGCAAUGUAAACUGGGCCAGAAGAUCAGAGUGCAACAUGUGUAACACCCCUAAAUAUGCCAAACUGGAGGAAAGGACAGGAUACGGUGGAGGGUUCAAUGAGAGAGAGAAUUUAGUCUACAAUGAGCGAGAGGAGUCUGAUGGCGAGUAUGAUGAGUUUGGGCGCAUAAAAAAGAAGUAUCGUGGAAAAAGCAAGAAGGACGAUGACAAGGAAGAGGAACCCAAAAAAAAUGAUGGUGCUGGUGGUGGUGGUGAUGAUGAAGACGAGGAAGAGGAUGAUGAAGACGGAGAUCUUUCAAAAUACAAACUUGAUGAUGAUGAAGAUGAUGAAGAUGAUGCAGAUUUGUCCAAGUAUGAUUUGGAUGCUGGGGAAGAAAAGAAAGGGAGUCGCUCUGGCUCCUCGCGGUCAUCAUCUCGCUCGUCCAGUUCAAGUUCCCGGUCUAGGUCCAGAUCCCGGUCCAGGAGCAUCAGUUCCAGAUCUCGAUCUCGUUCUCGCUCCAGGUCCAAUUCCAGAUCCAGCUCCAGAUCAGGGAAGGGCUCUGCUUCCUCAAAGAAGAGGUCUCGCUCCCCUUCGUCAUCGCCUGAGGGAGGCCAGAAGAGGAGUCGCUCCAGGUCCUCCUCUGGUGGCCGCAAAAAAAGACGCACACGAUCGCACUCGUCUGAAAGGCGCAGAAGCUCAUCUGGAUCAUCCCACUCUGGCUCAAGCUCAAAACAGAAAUGAUUAACAAAAGAAACAAAUCUUUCUAAAAGUGCAUGUUUUUUUUUUGGUUUUUGUUUCUUUCAAACUCCAGUUUUUGGGCUAUUGCAACUACCCAACUGUUUGAAUUCACAUUGGUUUCUAUGAAAAAAAAUACUUGCGCACCUGUAACCUCUUAAAAGUUUUCUGCCUUUUUUUUUUUUUAAACAUCUAGCCAAAUCUCUAAACAGUAUAACUCGAGGUGUAAAGUCUGUAGUGUCAGUGGGUUUAUGAAGAAAUAACAUCAAGUCUGUCACUAUAAAUGGUGCAUAUCUUCUGGACAUCAACCAUUUUGUUGGGAAAUUAUGGCAAAUUAUAUUGCUAAAGUAGUUUUGUUCAUCCAUUGUCAGACAUUAUUGCCAUCAGAAUAUCCAGUACAUUAGCAAAACAUUUGUUGAUUUAAAAAGUGGCCAGAUGCUGGUUUUAUAGUUUUUAUAUGAAACUCCUCACAAGAAAUGUUGAUGGCUUAAACAUUACUUAACCACAUCAACAAAGCCAGCAUAUUAUAGAGAGCUUUUCCUCUGAGGCGUAACAUUGCCUUGUCUAAUUGUGUGCGUUAAAGGUAAGUAUGUUUUUUCUAUACUUGUAGAGAUUUUUUUUCUUUUUCUUUUUUUUUCUUUUUUUUUUGUGUGUGCGUAAUAAACUUAAUUUUAUGAUCUAUCAUUUGUGGAACUAAGAAACUGUAGAUGACUCCAGUGGACAAACUCAAAUUACUGAUAACAUGAAUUACUGGAUUGGUUUUCUUUUCUGUGGUCAAAUCAAUUUGGAACGUGAAAUAAUCACCCUCUUCCAACAUACAAAAUAUGAAAAUGUUUUACUGUUCAUUAAAAUUACAUAAGUGUAACCAACAUGAAUAAACACUUGUUAAUCUGAAA